Messenger RNA from Prorocentrum cordatum, 474 nucleotides. The record is from the annotation of a GenBank genome assembly. Lineage: Eukaryota; Dinophyceae; Prorocentrales; Prorocentraceae.
AUGGAGGAGGACUACGACACAGAGGACGAGACGGCGAUCACCACCUUGAAGCAGGUGAUGAACGUCACGCAACGCACGAGGGCGCUAGAGGGGUGUCUGAUCAGCACACAUCUGCUGGACAAGGAGUGCAUCCUCAACACGUACGCGAUCGGCCUCAAGUCUUUGGUCGAACGGCUCCGCACAGAGAAGAUAGAAAUGGCGGCGGAGUACAUCAAGUACUGGCGAGCGAAGACCACGUUCGCCAAGGAGGGGGAGGAGGCCAAAGUUCGUCAUUCGUUCUACAUACAUGCGUUCGUGCCCAUCGGGGAGCCGCCCAACAUGUUGAUUGUCCCAGCCAACCUCCUGAUCACCAAGUGCCUCAUGAAGUUGGGGUCCGAGCCGAAGCCAGGCCCGCCGCCGCGAGGGGGUCCCGAGAGGAAGCUCCAGAAUUCUCUGACCAGGAUGCUGAAGGGGGGCAAACACAAGAAGUGGUAG